This is a messenger RNA of Caenorhabditis auriculariae, 4039 nucleotides long. The record is from the annotation of a GenBank genome assembly. NCBI's taxonomy places the organism in Eukaryota, Metazoa, Nematoda, Chromadorea, Rhabditida, Rhabditidae.
AUGACCAAGCCGACGUUAGUGGGAUUUCUGGCGCUGGCGCUGGCUGCGUCUCUGGCGGCGGCCCAAGUAGAACUCGAAGAGCCGACGUGUUCAAAGGCAAAGCCUUGCGCGCCGGGCGUCCUGUUGCCCGUCUGGACUCCCACGGUAAGUAUAUAGUCGAUUAACGAGCCCACAAACUCAAUUUGUAGCUUUUUCCUGGAAACAAGAGAAGCAAGAAAUUUUAUAUCAUUUCAUUGAACCGCUUUUUUUUCUAGGAGAGUCUCUCAGGAUGCACGAUCAUCUUCCGUGCCGUCGUUUAUCUUUUCGCUCUGUUCUACCUUUUCUUUGGCGUUUCCAUCGUCGCAGACAGGUUCGUCUGCUAUUCGAAACUUUCAAGUUGAAAGACGAGUUUUCUAAAAAAAAAAAGAAGGUUGAGAGGGCGCCGUUAGUUCAAAUUAUACACUCAAAUCAAACGAAGUUGGAACAUUUUUUUAAAAAUCGUAUCGCGAAAAGGCAAAAAGUAAAGUUUUUUCAGGUUCAUGGCCUCAAUCGAGGUGAUAACAUCUCAAGAGCGCGAAGUAAAAAUGAAAAAAGUUGGUUUUUAUCCUAUUUUGUUAAGUUUUCGAUUUUAAAAGGUUUUUGAUCAGUCAUUUAUGUAUUUGACUUAAAGCAUGAGGCCAAGAAAAAUUGCUUUUGAAUAUUCCGGACGUUGAAUUUCAGAUAACAGGAGAGCCGUACACGAUCCUCAUCCGCGUGUGGAAUGAGACAGUCAGUAACCUGACACUGAUGGCCUUGGGUCUGUUUCCGCGUCUUUUCUCUGAACCUCAGAACCAUCUUCAGGCUCUUCUGCGCCGGAGAUCCUGCUCUCCGUCAUCGAGAUCUUCGGCAACAACUUCGAGGCUGGAGACCUCGGUCCUUCGACCAUCGUCGGCUCGGCUGCCUUCAAUCUUUUCAUUAUCAUCGCCGUUUGUAUCAUGGUUGAGUUUUCACUUUCCCUUUUCUAAUAAUAGUGUUUAUUUCAUCCAUGAGAAAUCACCAGAAAUGAAAAAAUAUUAACUAAAUAUCUGCAAUUGAAGUUCUUGAAAUAAUUUUUGGUUUUGUCUGAAGGCGAUCCCGAAAGGCGAAGGCCGUCGAGUGCAGCACAAUGGAGUUUUCUGGGUGACAGUCGCCUGGUCGACGUUCGCCUACAUUUGGCUCUACCUCAUUCUUAGCUUCUUCAGUCCUGGAGAAGUCGAGGUACCACAUUAACGCUCUUAGUAAGAUAAGUUCCAACAAUUUUGAGGUCUGGGAGGGAAUCUUGACCUUUAUCUUUUUCCCUCUAACUGUCGCCACAGCCUAUUUUGCAGACGCCCAUGCUGGAACCUUUGGUCAGCGGUGAGCUAACCACAAUCAUAAAAAAAAAACCUAAUUUUUCGAUUUAAGCUUGAUCAGCGGUCCUCUUUCGACUUUUGUUGGAGGCCGUCGAUCGCAGAGGACGCAGAGAAGUGGAAAACGUGACGUCACUAUUGAGAACGGUCAUGCUGCCGACGAACAUCGGUAAAAAAGACGUUAUCUUCGGCUGGAAACACAGUUGAAUUUGUCAGGCUUUCUCUCAUCGGAGACGCAGAUGCACUGGCCUUCGAGACACAUAGACGGCACUAUCUGGAAAUAUUCAAAAAGCUCAGGUAGAGUGAAUUGACGCGCAGGACUUCUCAUUGAUAGAGCGGCUGACUUGCAGGUCGGAACACCCAGACGCUCCGCCGAAUGAGCUGGAGAAGUACGCGAUGCAAGAGGUCUUAGGCGAACAGAAGAAAAGCCGCGCAUUUUACCGAGUGCAGGUGAGGAUUAGGAAACCUCAGAGACGUCAGUCUUUUCAUAGACGACUCGCAAAAUGAUUGGCUCGGGGGAUAUCCAGAAAAAAGUGACCAAGAAGAAGGAUGACAGUGAAGCUCCUGUCAAGAAGCUGAACUGCAUCGUCGUGGAGUACUGAGCAGCGAGGAGACCGAGGUCAAAGAAGAGUUUCAGGUUCGAUCCGCCUCACUACACGUGUCUGGAAAACGUAGGCGACAUCGUUCUCAAAGUGAAGUGCGACCGAGGAUCUGUCGGCGAAGACACCACAGUCAGCGCUCAUUAUCGGUAAAGAAAGAAGGGCUUCCGGCUAGGCUAUUCCGAAGUUUCAGGACAGUCGCAGAUACGGCCCAGGAACAUUCCGACUUCAUUCCCACGGAAGGCACUCUGACGUUUCCUCCCGGAGUUUCCGAGUGAGUGAGCUCAACUUCAAGAGCAAAUUUUUUUUAAAACUUUUUUUAAAAUGCGGUUUUUUAUCUGCCUGUUGAUUUCAUCUUUUCAUCUUUUCAUCUUUGUUUUUACAAUUUUUUUUUUCGAGAUUGAUCGAUUCUAAUAAGGUUUAAAGCUUUUCGAAAAGCCACUUAAUGCUUCGGACCGAGCUGACUUCAAAAAGAAAAAAAUAAUAAUAAUUGGAUGCAAAAAUGUUUCAUAGACGUAUUUUCUAGACAAGAAAUACGCGUUGGAAUUGUUGACAACGACAUUUAUGAAGAUGAUGAGCAGUUCUUAGUCCGCUUGUCUCAGGUAGGAACACAGAAAAGGAAAAAAAUGAAGUUCGAUUGCAGCCUCGAGCUUUCCGUGCAGAGCAGUUUUCUUCGAUCCCAGUGAGGAUAGGCGCCGCUUCGGUGGCGACCGUCCUCAUCAUCGACGACGACCAUUCCGGCUGUUUCGGCUUUGCUUCGCAGAACUUCAAAGUGGUCGAAAGCGUCGGGUCUUUCGUUGCUGAGGUUCUCCUCUCUUGCAGACCUUAACAACCUUUCUUUGGAGGUGAUGAGAACUCGAGGAGCUCGUGGAGAAGUUUCGAUACCGUACAAGACGGUCGACGGAGCUGCCAAGGCUGGAAAAGACUACGAACACCAAAGUGGUGUUCUGAAGUUCGCCGACGAACAGACUAUGGCUGAAAUCUUCAUUCCCAUCGUGAACGACGACGAGUAUGAGAAAAACGAGGACUUUUACAUUGAGCUGGGCGAGCCAAUUUGGCACAAAGCGAUUGGAGAAAACGUAAGUCUUUGUUUCCUUUUCUAUAAACAUCGCCUUUCAGGAAGAAGGAUUCGAUGGGAAACCGAUUCUAGGUCUCGCACGCUGCAAAGUCGUCAUCACAGAGGACAAAGAAUUCAAGAACUUUGUCGACAAAAUGUUGGUGACGGCCAACACUUCGAUCAUGGUGGGAACCUCGAGUUGGCGUCAACAGUUCGACGAAGCUUUCACUCUGGAAGCCGGAGGUAGGGCUUCAGUUCGAUCCAAACGUCUGAGCGACUGGAUUGCAGAGGACGAGACGAUCGGCGUGAAAGACAAGGUGAUGCACUACUUGUCGCUGCCGUGGAAGCUGCUCUUCGCCCUGAUCCCGCCGACCGACUACGCCAACGGCUGGUUGUGCUUCGUUGUGGCCAUCUUCAUGAUCGGCCUUCUGACGGCCUUCAUCGGGGACAUCGCGGCGCACUUCGGCUGCACAGUCGGUCUCAAGGACUCCGUCACCGCGUUGACUCUUGUCGCGAUGGGAACCUCCUUGCCAGGUUUGCCCCGGAAACGACCGUGCCGAACGUCUUUUUCAGACACGUUCGCCUCGAAAACUGCCGCAGUACAGGACAAAUGGGCGGACUCGUCCAUCGGCAACGUCACUGGCUCGAACGCAGUCAACGUUUUCCUCGGUAUCGGCAUCGCCUGGGCGAUCGCUGCAUGUGCUCAUGCGUACCGCGGAACCAAAUUUUUGUGAGAACAGAAUCGUUGACUGACACCAACAGAAGAUUUCAGAGUGAACGCCGGUUCUUUAGCGUUCUCUGUGUCCAUGUUCCUUAUAGGAUCAAUAGUCUGCGUGGCGCUUCUUCAAUUCCGAAGGUGACGAACAAAUAAUUUCGAGAACAAAAUAGGAGGUUGCAGAAACAAUCGUAACAUAAGUGCCGAGUUGGGAGGUCCAACUGGCUGGCGAACUAUAUCCGUGGCCAUUUUCUUCGGCGUUUGGUUGACCUACAUCAUUCUGAGCACUCUGGAGGCGUACUGCGUGAUUCGUGGAUUUUAA